CUGAAAUCCCACAACUCACAGCCCGCUGUAUUCUGGGAAGUGCUUCUACCUGAGAAGGAUCUCAGCCAGAAAGGAGCAACAUCAGAGCCUGAAAUUUUUUUUAAUUGAAAUCGAGGUUCUUUUUCUCAGAGGGAGGACAGCAAGUGAGAAGAUUGAUGGAGGGGUUCUCUGUGCUUCUCUGCAACCACUGGCAGGGGCUUCUGCUCACAGCCUCCCUUUUCUCCUUCUGGCAUCUCCCCACUACUGCUCAAGUGUCCACUGAAUCAGUGCCACCCCUAGUGGCUGAAGGUGAUAAUGUCCUUAUCCUUGUCAACAAUCUGCCAGAGAAUCUUUUAGCCUUAGCCUGGUUCAAAGGACUAACAAAUAUGAAGCAAGGAAUUGCAUUAUAUGCACUGCACAAAAAUGUAAGUGUUACAGGGCCUGUGCACAGUGGCAGAGAGACAAUAUAUCACAAUGGAUCCUUGUUGAUUGAAAAACUCACCCAGAAGGACACAGGAUUCUACACCUUUCGAGCCUAUAAUAGACGUGGAAGAAUUGUAUCAAGCACAUCCACCUACCUCCAUGUGCAAGCCUACCUUUUAACCUGUUGGCACCUGCCCACCACUGUCCAAGUCAUUGUUGAUUUAGUGCCACCCCAUGUUGUUGAAGGAGAAGAUGUCCUUCUUCGUGUCCGCAAUCUCCCGGAAGAUCUUGUAGCCUUUGUCUGGCACAAAGGGGCGACAAAGAUGGACCUCGGAAUUGUACUUUAUUCACUGACCACUAAUUUAAAAAUCACAGGGCCUGGACAUAGUGGUAGAGAGAUUGUGUACAGAAAUGGAUCUCUGCACCUCCAAAAUGUCACCCAGAAGGACACAGGAUUCUACACGCUACGAUCCUUAAAUAGGCAUAAAGGAAUUGUAUCAACAACAUCUAUAUACCUGCAUGUAUACUCCUUCCUUUGGACCUGUGGACCCCUUUCCACCUCUGCCCAAGUCACUAUUGAAUCAGUGCCCCCCAUAAUUGCUGAAGGGGGAAGUGUUCUUCUACUCAUUCACAAUCUCCCAGAGAAUAUUCGAUCCCUUUUCUGGUACAAGGGGAUGAUUGUGUCCAAUGAUCUUGAAGUUGCAAGACACAUAAUAACCAUGAAUUCAAGUGUGCUGGGCCCUGCACACAGUGGUCGAGAGACAGUGUACAGCAAUGGAUCCCUUCUGCUCCACAAUGUCACCUGGAAGGAUGCUGGAUUAUAUACCCUACGAACUCUAAGUACAGAUAUGAAAACAGAAUUAGCACAUGUGCAACUGCAGGUGAACACCUCCCUUUCUCCUUGCUGUAACCCUCUCACCUCUUCCAAACUCAUGAUCCAAACAAUACCUCCCUAUGCUGCUGAAGGGGAAAGCAAUCUUCUCCAAGUUCAUAAUCUUCCAGAAGAACUGCAAGCUUUUACCUGGUACAAAUUGACGUCUAGGACCCAGGUCCUUAAAGUUGUAGAAUACAGCAGAACCACUAAUUACACCACCUGGGGGAGCGAACACAGCAGAAGAGAGAUGGUGUACACCAAUGGAUCCCUGAUGCUCCAGAAUGUCACUGAGAAAGAUGCAGGAUUGUACACACUAGAAAUUUUAAAUAGAGAUUUCAAAAUCGAAAAAGUAGAUGCGAAACUUCAUGUGAGCAAGCCUGUGACACAGCCCUUCAUUCGAGUUACCAACACCACAGUUACAGUAGAGAGCUCUGUGUUCCUCACCUGCCUCUCAACUGACACUGGGAUCUUCAUCCGUUGGAUCUUCAAUAAUCAGAGUCUCCAGCUGACAGAGAGGAUGACACUGUCCCCAACAAAGUGUGGACUCAGCAUAGAUCCUGUCAGGAGGGAGGAUGCUGGAGAGUAUCAGUGUGAGGUCUCCAACCCAGUCAGUUCGAAGACAAGUCUUCCAGUCACCCUAUCUGGGUACAACCCCUGGAACAGGCUCCUAUUCACAGCUUCCCUUUUAACCUGCUGGCACCUGUACAACACUGUCAAAAUCACAAUUGACUCAGAGCCACUCCAAGUGGUUGAAGGAGAAAGCGUCCUUCUACAGGUCAACAAUCUGCCACAGAAUCUUCGAAAUUUUGCCUGGUUCAAAGGGGUGACAAAUAUAAACUUCAGAAUUGCAUUAUAUUCACUGACCAGUAAUCUAUGUGUGAUGGGGCCUGAAAAUAGUGGUAGAGAAGCUGUGUACAGCAAUGGAUCCCUGUUUCUCAAAAAUGUCUCCCAGAAGGACACAGGAUUUUAUAUACUACGAACAGUAAUUGGAGGUGGAAAAAUUGUAUCUACAACCAAAUAACUCCACGUGUAUGCCUCCCUUUUCACCUGUGGGCACCCUCCACCCUCUUCCAAGCCCACUAUUGAAUUAGUGCCACCCCGUGUUGCUGAAGGGGCAAGUGUACUUCUACUUGUUCACAAUCUUCCAGAGAAUAUUAAAUAUCUUUUCUGGUACAGAGGGGUGUUUGCGGUGAAGAGAUUUGAGAUUGCCAGACAUAUAAGAGAACUAGAUUCAAGUGUGCAGGGGCCUACACAUAGUGCUAGAGAGUUAUUGUUCAGAAAUGGAUCCCUGCUGCUCCACAACGUCAUUUGGAAUGACACUGGAUUCUACACCCUACGGCUUCUGACUACAGAUCUAAAAGCAGAAAUAGCACAUGUGAAACUCCAGGUGGACACCUCCAAUUCUAAAUGUAAUCCUUCUGCCUCUGCCCAAGUAAAAAUCGAAGCAGUGCCUUCGUAUGCUGCUGAAGGGGAAAGCGUUCUUCUCCUAGUUCAUAAUCUGCCAGAAGAUCUUCAAAUGUUUUGCUGGUACAAAUCAGAAUAUAGAUCAGACAUCUUUAAAAUUGCAGAAUACAAGAGAGCCACAAAUUCCACCAUCUUGGGACUUGCCCACAGCCAAAGAGAAAUGGUGUACACCAACGGAUCCUUGCUUAUCCACAACAUCACUGAGGAAGAUGCAGGACUGUACAUGCUAGAAAUUUUAAACAGAGACUACACAUUUGAAGAUACACAUGUGCAACUCCAUGUGAACAAGCCUGUGACACAGCCAAUCAUUCGAGUCGUCAACACCACAGUCACAGUACAGACCUCUGUGGUCUUCACUUGCUUCUCAGCCGACCCUGGAAUCUCCAUUCACUGGAUCUUCAAUAACCAGAGUCUGCAACUCACAGAGAGGAUGAAGCUUUCCCCAAAAAAGUGCCAACUCAGCAUAGAUCCUGUCACGGGGGAGGAUGCUGGAAAAUAUCAGUGUGAAGUCUCCAAUCAAGUCAGUUCAAAAAUCAGUCUCCCAGUCACGCUGGAUGUGAUGGAUAAGUGACCUCUCCUCUCAUCCUACAGUACAAUGCCAGUGUCUAUUUACUAAUGGGGGUACAAAACAGAGGAAAGUUAAGAAGUAAAAAUUGUCAGCUAUCACUUGGAUACAGCCAUUAUGGUGACUUACAUCUAUAAUCCCAGCAUAAAUGUGCACAUGGAAAAGCCAGGGUUUAAAGUGAGACUUGGC
Molecule: messenger RNA, 3494 nt
Organism: Alexandromys fortis (reed vole)
Lineage: Eukaryota; Metazoa; Chordata; Mammalia; Rodentia; Cricetidae
Product: carcinoembryonic antigen-related cell adhesion molecule 3-like
Exons: 11
Biological process (GO): T cell activation
Cellular component (GO): external side of plasma membrane
Source: RefSeq, a predicted model, not a curated record